GGGAGAAUCCAGGAACGUUUUCCACAAGAUGCCGCUGGAAGGUUGGAUUAAAAAGACGGAGGACAUUUCCACCCUCUAUGUCAUCAAGGAGAAGCUGGGCGCGGGCGCCUUCUCCGAAGUCAUGCUGGCCGAGGACCGCCAGUCCAAGCGGCUGGUCGCCCUGAAGUGCAUCGCCAAGGACGUCCGGCAGGACAAGGAAGCUGUGAUGAAGAACGAGAUCGCUGUACAGUGCAAAAUCAAACAUGAGAAUAUCGUCUCUCUUCAAAAGGUGUAUGAAAGUCCCAGCCACCUGUACCUGGUCAUGGAACUGGUAUCGGGUGGUGAGCUGUUUGACCGCAUCAUUGAGCGUGGUUUUUACACAGAAAGAGAUGCCAGCAAGCUCAUCCAGCAGAUCCUAGAUGCAGUCAACUAUCUUCACCAGCUGGGCAUCGUCCACAGGGACCUGAAGCCGGAGAAUCUGCUGUACGCGUCUCCGUUCGAUGACUCGAAAAUCAUGAUCAGCGACUUUGGACUGUCCAAGAUCGAAGAAACAGGGAGGCUGUUGUCGACGGCCUGUGGGACGCCUGGUUACGUGGCUCCUGAGGUCCUGGAACAGAAACUGUAUGGAAAAUCUGUGGACUGCUGGUCAAUCGGUAUCAUAUCGUACAUCCUGUUGUGCGGUUACCCACCGUUCUACCACGAGAAUGACUCGGAGCUCUUCAAGCAGAUCCUGAAGGCUGAGUUCGAGUUCGACUCCCCGUACUGGGACGACAUCUCCGAGUCAGCAAAAGACUUCAUCCGGCAUCUGUUGGUGAGGGAGCCAGACAAGAGGUACACCUGUGAGGAAGCUCUGAAACACCCCUGGAUCGUUGGCGACACGGCCUUGGACAAGAACAUUCACGAAUCCUUCAGUGAACAAUUCAGGAAAAACUACGCAAAGAUGCAAUGGAAGCGGGCAUUCAAUGCCACGGCCGUUGUUCGUCAUAUGUGCAAACUGCAGCUUGGCACCGAAAAUGAUGAGGCUUCGAUGAGCACAUAA
Messenger RNA from Carcharodon carcharias (great white shark), 1018 nucleotides. Its product is annotated as calcium/calmodulin-dependent protein kinase type 1-like. The record is from RefSeq and is a predicted model, not a curated record. NCBI's taxonomy places the organism in Eukaryota, Metazoa, Chordata, Chondrichthyes, Lamniformes, Lamnidae. Gene Ontology annotation, biological process: peptidyl-serine phosphorylation. Gene Ontology annotation, molecular function: calmodulin binding; ATP binding; calcium/calmodulin-dependent protein kinase activity. Gene Ontology annotation, cellular component: intracellular anatomical structure. The transcript has 10 exons. Bases 29 to 1018 code for a protein of 329 amino acids.